AUGGAAAUCAAGCAAAGGAAAAAAGAUUUAAGCAAAUCUGAUGACUCAGAAUCACUAGCAGAUUGUUAUUCAUAUCGGCCAUUAAAAGUUCAGAAAAAUGCAACUGCUUCGUGUGUUGCUGAUUGUUUUUCACGAGAAAGUACUAAUAUUACUUCCGAUCGUUACACGGAGCGUCAUUUUGAAACAGAAAAUCUUCGCCAAGUUCGUCAGCGAACAUUUUCACACUGGCUGUUACAAUCACCGUCACGGUCACAAAUGAUAGAGGCUGGGUUUUUUCGAUGUAAUGCUAGUGAUCGCGUCAUAUGUAUUUAUUGCAAUUUGAUCUGUCAGCAAUGGUCAGCUAAUGAUAAUCCUUUAGAAAUACAUAAAAGCUUAUCUUCAAACUGUACCUAUGUUAAAUCAUUUCACGAACUAGUAUUUGAUCUACGAUCGAAUGAACAAUUAAAAAUGAACUUCAAUGAUACAAGCGAAGAACUGAAAAUUCCGAGUAAAGAAGUAUUAGCUACGUUGGUUGAUGCUCGCUUGAAACUAUCAAUAACACAGAUUCUCUUAGAAAAAGGAUUCUGUUUAUCCGUUAUCAAACAAUGUUAUAAUGAUCAAUUGAACCUAAAACGUAAGUUGUACAUUUCUCUCUUUUUGAAACGACUCGAUUACUUUCAUUUAGAUACCGAUUUUGUGUCGGACUACGAUCUCUAUUUGGCUUGUAUUAUACUCAAAAAGCAAAUAGUACAUAUCAAGGGAAAUAUCAAAAAUAUUGUUAUUGAGCCCACCCGGCACCUCAGCGAAAAAGAUCGACUAGGUACGUGACAACACAAAGCUUAAGAUUUCAUUAGACUAAAGUGAGAAAGAAACUGCUUGCCAUAUAAAUGUUUAUUAUUCUUCUCACCAUUAAAUGGAAAUUUGAGCAUAUAUAACGAAAUCACAAAUCUAAAAGGAUCUAAAAAAGAGAAUAAUGAUAAGAACGCUUGCAGAAGAAUUGAAUAUUUUUCUAUUGCAAUUGACCUUCACUUAUCAAAGGUUGUCAACUGAAUCUAUCCACGUACUCCCUCCUAGUAGUUAUAUUAUUUGCUGAAUUCCGUCAACCGACGUUUGAGCGCCCGACAUUUGAGCGCCCGACAUUUGAGCGACCCCGACAUUUGAGCGACCGACAUUUGAGCGACUCCGACAUUAGACACUUUUCAAUAUGACUUUUUGCCGAUCAGGAAAGUCGAAUGAUUAUUCACUUCGAUAACGAUGAUCAGAACAAUUUUUUUGUCGUCCGAUUAUGAACU
Didymodactylos carnosus is the source of this 1271-nucleotide messenger RNA. The record is from the annotation of a GenBank genome assembly. Lineage: Eukaryota; Metazoa; Rotifera; Eurotatoria; Philodinida; Philodinidae.